This is a messenger RNA of Caenorhabditis briggsae, 579 nucleotides long. It is a transcript of the gene Cbr-djr-1.2, whose product is annotated as Protein CBR-DJR-1.2. The record is from RefSeq and is a predicted model, not a curated record. Lineage: Eukaryota; Metazoa; Nematoda; Chromadorea; Rhabditida; Rhabditidae. Gene Ontology annotation, cellular component: cytosol; nucleus. The coding region runs from base 1 to 579 and encodes 192 amino acids. The transcript has 3 exons. Gene Ontology annotation, biological process: protein deglycation, glyoxal removal; guanine deglycation, glyoxal removal. Gene Ontology annotation, molecular function: protein deglycase activity.
AUGUCCAAGUCCGCUCUUAUUCUGUUAGCCCCUGAAGGCGCCGAAGAAUCCGAAGUCAUCAUCCCAGGAGACGUUCUGACACGUGGUGAUAUUCAAGUCGUCUAUGCUUCCCUCGAAGGAAAGUGCCCAAAAACUGGAAUGAUGAAGCCAGUUAAAUGCGCAAAAGGUGCAGAAAUCAUGCCAUCUGCAGCUUUCGAUGACGUCAAGGAUAAGAAGUACGACAUCGUUAUUAUUCCAGGAGGACCUGGAAGUUCCAAGUUGGCAGAGAACUCCUGUGUUGGAUCCCUGUUGAAGGAUCAAUUCAAAAGUGGUGGUUUGAUCGGAGCGAUUUGCGCUGGACCAACUGUUCUAUUGAGUCAUGGAAUCAUGGUUGAUGAGGUCACUGGACACUAUACUGUCAAAGAUAAACUUGUGGACGGAGGUUACAAGUUCUCGGAGGAUCGAGUUGUAGUCAGCGGAAAAGUGAUUACGUCUCAAGGUCCCGGAACGGCAUUUGAGUUUGCUUUGAAGAUCGUGGAGAUAAUGCAAGGCGCUGAGAAGGCCGAGAGUCUCAAGAAACCACUUUGUUUCAAAAACUAG